UCUGGGAAAGGGCGAGCGGCUCGCAGACAGGUGAUGGACGCCGGGCCGGCUCGCGCCUCCUCCUCCUCCUCCUCCUCUUCUUCUUCCUCCUCCUCCUCCUCCUCUUCUCUGCUCGGCUUUUUUCACUUCGUCGCCAUCCCGGCCAAGAUGUAGACACUGACCGCUCCGUUGCUUGCCCAGAAAAAGCCCGAAGCAUCUGCAGCAGCAACAGAAGAAGGCGAGGAAGCGCUGGUGGGCACCUUGGAGAAGGGAGGAAAGGAGAAGAGAGAGAGAGAGAGAGAGAGAAACCAGAGUCCGGGGCGUCCGGCUUGCUGAAGCGCCUUCCUUUCCCUUCUUCGCCGCCCCCUCCUCGUUUUUCUGGCUUCGGAAGCGGGGGAAGAGCGCCAACGGGACCACCACCACAGCUCCCCCUCCAAGCCGGCUUCUCGCCUCUGCAAGGGGAGACCCCCCCCCCACGCGGGAACCAACCGCCGGAGAGACCAUUUAGAUGCCAUAGGAGAUUUAAGGAGGAGACCUCCGCCCGCGCGCCCCCUGCCCAGAGCCCGAGCCCGGAGGACAACUGCCCCCCUUCCUCCUCCUCCUCCUCCGCCCAGCGCCGGUGGUGGCUCCCUCGCGCCCCCCCUUGAGGGAUGGUUGUUAUUUUCCCAACCCAAGGAGGCGGGGGGGUGCGCCUCCUGCGCUGCACCGUUGAGUCGUGUGGCCGACUACAGUGAUGAGCCCGCAAUGAGGAUCAGCGCAGCAUUCUGGGUUAUAGGCUUUUGCUACCUCGUGUUGGCAGAGGAAGCAGAGAUCCCUCAAGAGUUGAUCGAAAGGCUGGCGCACAGUGAGAUUCACAGCAUACGGGAUUUGCAGCGUCUCCUGGAAAUUGAUUCCGUAGGUUAUGACGAUGCAGCAGAAACCAACCUGAUCUCUCGUCCCAUCCACUCAGCCAAGCUGCUGCAAGAAAACCACCCUAGAACUAUCCGCAGAAAAAGAAGCGUUGAGGAAGCCAUUCCUGCAGUCUGCAAGACGCGGACGGUGAUCUACGAGAUCCCCCGGAGUCAAAUUGAUCCGACUUCUGCCAACUUUCUGAUAUGGCCUCCCUGCGUGGAAGUGAAGCGGUGCACCGGAUGCUGCAACACCAGCAGUGUGAAGUGCCAACCCUCGCGGAUACACCACAGAAAUGUCAAGGUGGCCAAAGUGGAAUAUGUUAGAAGAAAACCCAAAUUAAAGGAAGUUCUGGUGAAGUUAGAAGAGCAUAUGGAAUGCACUUGUACAAUGUCAAAUUCCAAUCCAGAUUUACGAGAAGAAGAAACAGAUGUCAGGUGAAAAUAAGCUAGAAAAGAUUUCUUUCCAGGACUCGAAUGUACAGGAUCUGUUACAUUCCUGAACCUACGCUGUAUGGUGCUUUCUGGAUAAAUACUUCACUCAUCUUCCUAUCCGGGGGGGAAAAAACUGGUUGAGAGAGAGAGAGAGAGAGAGAGAGAGAGAGAGAGAGAGAAGGAGGGGGGGAGGGAGAGAGAAACACACAACCACACACACACACAGACAUGCACACACACUUCACCAGAACACACAAGGGACAAAUGUAUAGUUGUUUAAAUAUGACAUCGCAGGAAGUAUUGUAGCCGUCUGCAAAAUAAUACGACGUUUCCCUAUCCAUGAAAUCGAGAAAUGGUGACGUGAAUUGAAUGAGAAGAGGACGAACAACAAGUGGACAGCAGACUUCCUAAAAAAAAAACAAAAAAACUGUCAAUGGUGCUUUUAUUUUAUUCCCCUCUUGUCCGUUUUAUUUUUCUCGAGAAAUGUGCCUGAGGCCAAUAUGCUGACGGACGGAUUCAGAUGGAGUUUGGCAAAACAGUGGCAACAACGAUGACAACCAUCAAGAACAGGAAUGUAUCAAAUGCCCGGGCGGAAUCUAGAAUGGGUUUUUUUUAAAAAAAUAAUUUUAAUUUUUUUUUUUUGGCUUUGGCGGUGAUUAAAAAAAAAUCUAUUAAAGAAAAAUCCAUCUGGGGCGCCGUAAGUGUUUGUUUUAUUUUGGGUUGUUGUUGGUUUUUUUUUUUUUUUUUUUACACCAUCAAGUUAUUGAGCUUUUCUUUUUAUUCUUUUGCCUAGCAUUUUAUUAUCUUUCUGUUGUUGUUUUUUGUUUGUUUUUGGACUACAUUUACCAAUAAUCCGAUAUAAGAGAGACUUGGUGUAGUGGCAAUGAAAUGGGAUCAUGCAAGACUAUGGCGUUUUUAUUUCUCCUAGCGGGGGGGUGCAGACUAAUGAAAUGUAUUAAAAUAAAAAUGGUAUACCUAUGCAUAAUUUUCUAAAUGUUUCUUGGUUUGUCUACCCUUUUUCCUUUCUCCCCAGCCUCUUCCUUUUUCACAAUAUAUUAUUUAAAGCAGGUGUUUGGGGUUUCCUCCCCGCUUCCUCCUUCCCUCUUCAAAAAGUUGCCGAAGAAUUAGCAACGUGGUGGACAUAUAGUCUCAUGUCCGCCAUCUUUUCUUGAAAAGUAUAGUCAUGGAAGCUGGACAAACAAUUAAGUUAGAACAAUUAAUCAGUGGAACAGCUUGUCUCCAGAAGUUGUGGUGGCUCCAACACUGCAGGUUUUGUUUUUUUUAAAAGAAGAGAUUGAAAUGGUGUCGGGUUUCCUGCUUGGUCAGGGGAUUGGACUAGAAGGACCUCCAAGGUCUGUUAUUCUCUUAUCUUCUGUUUGGUUGGUGAUCAUGUACUGUAGAACAUGUUUACUUAAAUUUCAUGGCUCAAGAACGGAGCCCAGUCAAGUGAGGAAGAUUAUUGAAUGAAUAAUGCUAAUUCUUACCUAAUUCUAGGGGACGCAAAGAUGUGUCUUCAAAUGAACUCUUAAAUUCUCAAUGAGGUGCAGAGGUUCCAUAAAUUCCUUGGUUUUCUUGAAGAUGCAGAGUUGGAGAAUAAUUUUUAAGAAUGUCGACAAAGUUGGGUUACGCGAGCUUUAGGUUAUAUGCAAGUCAAACCAAACCAAACCCUUUAAAAAAAAAACACAAAAAAACCAACCACAACGUAUUUGAGUCGUCCACAAAUACUAUUGUGGAAAACUAACUCCUUUUGCCGAUUUCAUGUGUUUCAAUGGUGUGAGAUGUACAAAAUUCUACUUGUUACUCAUACUGUAUUGAUAUCGCUGUGGCCUGGAACAACCUUGCUGGAAAACAUAAAAUUCUUUAUUUUUGGUAUUAAACAAAGAGAAAAAAAAUGCUUUAUGUGUAUUCAAAAAAAAAUAUUAAAUGUUUUCUUUUUUGGGGGCCGGAGUAAAGGUGAUGUUUGUAUUUUUUAAAUCUAAAAUUAAUGGUUUUCUAUACCCAAGAAUCCCUUGUUUUGUUUUCUUAAGCCAGAAUAUUAAAAAAAAAAAAAAAGUGAAUGAGAUUGGGAUAUGCAUUUUAUGGAUGUAUUUUUCUAGUUUAUCUCAUUUAAAGUAUAUUUAUUUUCAUUAGGAAAAAGAGAAAAGAUGUCAAGUAUGAUGUCCCAUAUUUCCAAAGGAGAAAUGGGGUGGUUGUACGUGAGAACGUCUGACCCGAUGGUGGUGGAUCUUCCUUGGCCUGCUUCCCACCAUCACUGGUAGAGAGAUCCUUCCAUCGAGGGCAGAAAUGGGAUCAAGUCUUAGUUCAGUUCAGUUCAGUUCCUUUCUGAUUGAUUUUGGCUCAGGUCGCUCAAGGUCAACUUUCCUCUGAAAAUAUAGGACUAAAAUAAUAUUGUUUAUGAUAGCCCAACUUGCCAGCUUAUUUUUAAUUUGCUGGAUGACCUUCCUUGACUUGGGUUAUUGUGUUUGGCACCGUAGAAAGGGUUGCUGAUGAAUGUGGCAGUGAUGGAGAGGGAAGGAGAAAGAGACCAGGAAUUUUUGACCAGGAAUUCAUUGACAGAACAAGACCUCUGCAAAGGACCUUUCUCUUGGUAGCUACCUACCAUCAUGGUUGUGCAGAUCAGAAGAAGUCCAUGGUCCAUGAGAUCAUUUUUCUAGGAGUUAAUCAUAGGGGACUUUGGACCAUCCCAGGACCCAGGAGUAAUAAAAAAUGUUUAAUUGCAGACUUCCUGAGGGUCUACAUUGUACAGUAAAUGUUGACAUCCUAUCUCAUAACCAUCAGAAUUCUAGGCUUAACUUCCCUAUCUCCUUUUUCGUCCUGGAGAAAGCCGAGAAAUAAAUAAGCAGAACCAGUGCAGGAUGGUGCUUCUCGGACUUUGACUUGAUCUUGGGGAAUCUGGAACAAAGUUCCCAGCCGUCCAUGAAGCUCAGAUUCUGGUUUAUGACCCCAUCUUUCUUUCUCUCUCAAUCAAUCCAGUCUACCUCGUGGGGAUAAAAUGAAAGGAGAUGAUGACCUUUUAGACUCUUCUUGAGGGAAGUCAAUGAAUAAAGCUGAAUUAAACAUGGAGAGUUGAGAUCUGAGAUGCCUAGAAUAGUCAAGAGGUCCCGUAGAAAAGUCAGACCUUCCCAUUAUUCCAAAGGGGGCCAUGGAGAACUCAGAUAUAUAAUGAUACAUUGGAGUUGUGUUUUUCUCUUGCUCUUGUGUAACUUUGUUAUCAUUGUGUUGGUUGUCCAAAAUCUUACCAAAACAGUUCCAAAGAGAGGGUCACCAUGCCCCAUCACCUAUGUCCGAAUGGAGGGACCUGUACUGCAGAUAAUGUUUCUGUUUCCAGUUUGUGCGUUCAGAUGUGGAUGUGUUUUUAUGUGUCCAGUGUUAAACAAACUGUGUGUCCCUCCAUGGAUGGCAAUAUGACUGAUGUUACCUUGAUUUUAUUCUUGAUCAACAUUGGAUUUGGUUGCUGGUUUUAGUUCUUUCCCCCCCCCUCUCUCGGUGUUAAAAUUGAUCAAACAAACUCACGUUUAUUAAAGUAAUUUGAACGAAAAGGAAGUUUUCCCUUUGAUCAUUGCUUAAGACUUCAAAGUCCCAUUCAUUCAAAAUCUGGAUGUGUUGAGAGAGGAAAAUACCUUACUAAAAAUAUGUGUGGGUGUUUUCCUAUGAGUGUAACUCUCGGUGUUCUGUAUGUGCUAUGUGGACAAGGAAAAACCUGUAUAAAAAUGAAUUUAUAUAUU
Ahaetulla prasina is the source of this 5026-nucleotide messenger RNA. It is a transcript of the gene PDGFA, whose product is annotated as platelet derived growth factor subunit A. Bases 724 to 1308 code for a protein of 194 amino acids. Gene Ontology annotation, molecular function: growth factor activity; platelet-derived growth factor receptor binding. The record is from RefSeq and is a predicted model, not a curated record. Gene Ontology annotation, biological process: positive regulation of ERK1 and ERK2 cascade; positive regulation of protein autophosphorylation; platelet-derived growth factor receptor signaling pathway. Gene Ontology annotation, cellular component: membrane. Lineage: Eukaryota; Metazoa; Chordata; Lepidosauria; Squamata; Colubridae. The transcript is spliced from 6 exons.